AUGUUUGCAAGAGCGAAGCCAACGGAUAACAACUCCGCCGUCGGCAAAGACCUUGCUCAGGUGCUUCCCCAAGAUGGCAUCCCUUGGUACAAGAAGAAGCAUUUGCUAGUGCUUAACUUCUAUGCUGUCUCCAUGACCCUUUUUUCUGCCGCCAAUGGAUAUGAUGGAAGUAUGAUGAAUGGCCUCAUGGCCCUUCCAGAGUGGUUUGCCUUCAUGGGUGACCCUUCUGGAUCCUGGCUUGGAUUCAUAAACGCCGUCCAGGCCCUCUCCGCCGCCAUAGCACUGCCUGCCGUUGCUUACUUUGCCAACCGCUGGGGCCGAAAGAAGGGCCUUCUGAUAGGUUAUGUGUUCCUCCUUCUAGGUGCCCUACUCCAAGCGCUCGGCCACAACAAAGCUACCUUCGUCCUCGGCCGAUUCUUCAUCGGCCAGCCGUCCGCCUGGUGGGGCAGCCUCGCACCGUUGCUCAUUACCGAACUGGCCUUCCCUACGCAUCGCGCUGUCCUGACAGCGCUGUACAAUUGUGGCUGGUAUGUCGGCUCAACCGUGGCUGCAUGGGCGACUUAUGGAACGCGCAACUAUGGAAAUGACUGGACCUGGAGGAUACCCUCUCUGCUACAGCUCGCUGUCCCUAUUCUCAUCUUGCCAGCGGCCAUUUUGGUACCGGAAUCACCACGUUUCCUGGUUUCAACAGGCCAGCUGGACAAGGCCCGAGCCAUCUUGACGAAGUUUCAUGCUGGUAGCGACGAGCAUUCACUUCUUGUCGAGUUCGAAAUGACCGAGAUUCAGAGAGCCAUCGAAGCAGAUAAGAUGGCCAUGUCUUCAACUUCCUGGGCCGAUCUAUUCUCGACCAAAGGUAACCGCCAUCGGGCCUUCAUAUCGAUUACCCUGGGUAUCUUUGCGCAAUGGAACGGGGUCGGUGUAGUGUCCUACUAUCUGGCAAUGGUGCUUAAGACCGUCGGGAUCACGUCUGUGACACAGCAGACUUUGAUCAGCGGUUGCCUGCAGGUGUGGAAUCUUUUCUGUGCUGUUGGCUCUGCCAUGAGUGUCGAUCUCGUCGGCCGUCGGCCGCUGUUCCUGAUCAGCUCCAUCGGGAUGCUCAUCAGCUUCAUUCUGAUUACCGGACUCUCAGGGAGCUUUGCCAACACUGGAAGCCAUGCAAUCGGCAUCGCGGUAGUUCCAUUCCUAUACCUGUACUACGGAUUCUAUGACAUCGCCUUCACGCCUCUUCUCAUCUCCUACACCGCGGAGAUCUGGCCUUAUGAGCUGCGCGCUCGCGGAAUGGCACUACUCCAGGUCUCGACCAGUCUUGCCGUGUUCUUCAACAUCUUCGUCAACCCGAUCGCCCUGGCUGCCAUUGGUUGGAAGUACUACAUUGUCUUUGUGGUAAUUCUUCUCUUCAUAAUCUGCACCAUCUGGUUCUUCUACCCAGAAACAAGGGGUCACUCGCUCGAGGAGAUGGCCGUCAUCUUUGACGGUGAGAAAGCGGCUGUGACAGGCUUAGACCUUGGCCACGAUGCUAAAAGCGGUGUCCGUGGAGAGACGGCAGAGGAGGUUGCCUAA
This is a messenger RNA of Thyridium curvatum, 1560 nucleotides long. RefSeq lists its product as uncharacterized. The record is from RefSeq and is a predicted model, not a curated record. The transcript is spliced from 4 exons. Gene Ontology annotation, biological process: carbohydrate transport; transmembrane transport. Gene Ontology annotation, cellular component: membrane. Gene Ontology annotation, molecular function: carbohydrate:proton symporter activity. The coding region runs from base 1 to 1560 and encodes 519 amino acids. NCBI's taxonomy places the organism in Eukaryota, Fungi, Ascomycota, Sordariomycetes, Thyridiales, Thyridiaceae.